CCCCAGGCUGGCACUGAAUAAUCACAUGAACUUCGAUCCGCCACCGUGCGCUCGCUCGGCCAGCGGCUCCGGUCUCAGUGCCCGGCAUCCCGACUGGUUCCCCGGGCGGCGGCGGUCGGCAGCCGCGCACCUGCAGCCUGCCCUGCCUGGCCCGUUCGGAGUCUCGCGUGGGGAGCGCAUGGAUCUGAAAGGGGCAGAGAGCAGCGGCGGCCGGCGGCUUGGUCGGCUCCGAUGCCCCGGGUGGUUGGCGGCGCCCGGUGGGAUCUGAGCCGCCCGGGCGUUUCUUCUUCCUUGCUUCGGGGCAGCAGACGGCCUCCCUUCCGCGCCGCCGCAGCGCGUCAGCUAAGUUUGGCAACGCGUGCCCUCGGACUGCCGCCGGCCUGCCCCCUCCCCCGGCGAGGGGGACCUUCCCGCAGCCCCGCCGCCCGGCGGCCUUGGCCCACCAUGGAAGCUCCGCUCCGGACCCUUUUCCUUCUCUGCGUGGCAAUUUGGCAGCUCCCGCGCGGCUCCCUAACGAUGGUGCCUUCCCCAGAGAAGAAGGUGGCUGAACUUGGGAAGAUGCUGCCCCCUGCGGAAGUGAUCAGUUUCUUGGAAGUCUACAACCGCAGUGCCUGCCAGCCCAAGGAGAUGAUGGUGUCCAUAAUGGCUGAGCAUCCGUCCUUGGCCAACCACAUCAUGCUGCCCUCCUGCGUGGCCCUGAAGCGCUGCACAGGCUGCUGUUCCGACGACUCGUUGGAUUGCGUGCCCAGCCGUUCCCGGGAGCUGAUCAUGGAGGUAAUGGCAAGUCUUUUCCCACACAGAUAUCUAAACCAGCUGACUUUUGAAGAACACCUGGAAUGCGUGUGCAGAUCGAGGAUGACGUUUUUCAGAUCUAAUUCAAUUGGAAAUGUGAUGGGUAUCUGCAAGAAAUGGGAAAAAGGCUUAAUCUGUUGUUUUGUUCUCCCGCUAGUCAGUCCUGUGCACCUUGUCGGGACAGGAAGAAGCAGCUGGAUCCACACACAUGCAAAUGUGUCUGUCGGCACAGUGCCAGGUAUUGUGAGCGGCGUGGUAUGAAAUUCAAUGAGACGACCUGCAGAUGUAUGAAGCACCGUGGACGGACCACCCGCAGGAGAGUAAAACCCACGCUGUAGGCUGGAUCUAGACAAGAACUGGGCCCAAAAGAGCAUCGGCAGUCCUCGGCUAGUGAAGACCAUCCUCUGCUGGGUGUGAACAUUUCCUUGCUCAGAAGCAACCCACCAGUUUUGCUGGGGAGCGGGGGGAGAAAAAAUGGGUAAUAUCCUGGUUAUUCACCCCUUUGGAUUAUGGGUCAACGUGAUUGCAUGGAAGACCGCCUUCUCCAGCUUUGAGACACUAAGAAAUCCUUAUUUAAAAUCCAAAAAUGAAGUUCUGUUUCCUCCUUUCAUUAAUGGCUUGAAAAACAUCUAUUUUCCCCAUAUUCCUCCCCAAUCUCAUUAUUUUCCUAUUUCCUCUCCCCGCCCACCUUCCCCAUCACAUUCCCUUCCUUUGCCCCAUUUCCCUGUCCAACUAACAAAGAUUUGACGGAUGCAUUUUUACGAACGGGAACAGUGAUAGAAAAGCUGGUGGAGCUGAAGCAUCAGACUAAACCAUCCUGUGUCUUGUGUGAACCCAGUUUGGCUGACCGUGGUUUAUAGCACUGGUAGACACAAGCUGUCCCCACCCACCGGGGGAGCUGUCCAAAGCUUUCUAGAGGUGCUGUGAUGUUUUGAAAAACCCUUUUGAAGGAAAAAUGGAAAAGGGAGCUGAAGAUUUCCAGUUGCACCCUUAAAACGUGAUGGAUGCCUCCUUCACCAGCCUGAAAUCAUAUCAGCAAAAUUUAGAGGUAAAAUAGAUGUAUUUUGACUCCACAGUUACGGACCAACGGGUGGAAAUAGGAGAAUGUUCCCAAUCUUGUGUCCAUCCAUAGUUUUUUUUUGGCGGGGGGGAUCCUGAAAAUUCAUCCUGCAAAAAUGGGGCGGUGGGAGGCCCCCACCCUGUUUUAUGACUUAGUGGGGUAUGGCUUAGCACAAUAUAUAAGCCCAGCCCAUUGUGGCUUCUAAACAAAC
Molecule: messenger RNA, 2063 nt
Organism: Candoia aspera
Lineage: Eukaryota; Metazoa; Chordata; Lepidosauria; Squamata; Candoiidae
Gene: VEGFB
Product: vascular endothelial growth factor B
Exons: 7
Coding region: 232-1053 (273 amino acids)
Biological process (GO): vascular endothelial growth factor signaling pathway; sprouting angiogenesis; positive regulation of protein phosphorylation
Cellular component (GO): membrane
Molecular function (GO): vascular endothelial growth factor receptor binding; heparin binding; chemoattractant activity
Source: RefSeq, a predicted model, not a curated record